AUGCACGUUCGUCUUCCAGACGACGUCCUGCCUCUUGUCGAUAUCGGUACUCAUCGAGAUCCCCUGUCCAUCAACCUCGCAGUCCUCAACCUCUUCGACUUCCUUCCCGAUCUCGUCAACAACGUCGACAAGCCUCCCGCCAAUGUGUCCACCUCAAUGACUGUGAAUAUUCGGCUGCGAGAACGUAUUGAAGCUGGCCUUUGCAAUGUCGCUCCAGGCAUUCCUUCGGAUUGCUGCUCCAACAUGGUCCAGAUCUUGGCGGGCUCCGGCCUUCUUGACAAAGUGGAUCCAUCUGAAUCCCUAGGUCGGGGAUUCCACGGUUCCAACAAAAGCCUCCUUUCGGAGGGAAGACAGCUUUCACUUGGGCUUUGGUCCACGGCACUGGUAUCCAAGCGGCCAAAGCCAUUCUAUUGGAAGGAUUGGUACGGCCCGCAGAUUGGAGCUAUCGGCGCAUACCAACACAUCAGACUCGACGCUGGAGGAAAUGGCCUUGCCCAUUUGAAGGUUGCUACAAAGCGGGUGGCCUUUACUUCGGAGAAGUAUACCAUCACUUUAAGUCAGCACACGACAGUCCACAAUGUCACUGUCACUUGGGACAGCUUGAAGCAACAACCUGAAGAUCAACAUGACCACCAGCCUUCACCAUCGAGAACAGCUCCGGAGCCUUCUCAACCUCCUGACGGAAUGCAGGACUACAAGGAUGAAUUACCAGACUAUGCUGCUUCACUUUUCAUGUAG
Molecule: messenger RNA, 738 nt
Organism: Cladocopium goreaui
Lineage: Eukaryota; Dinophyceae; Suessiales; Symbiodiniaceae
Source: the annotation of a GenBank genome assembly